Macaca mulatta (Rhesus monkey) is the source of this 1871-nucleotide messenger RNA. RefSeq names its product ras homolog family member G (gene RHOG). The record is from RefSeq and is a predicted model, not a curated record. Lineage: Eukaryota; Metazoa; Chordata; Mammalia; Primates; Cercopithecidae. Gene Ontology annotation, biological process: small GTPase-mediated signal transduction. Gene Ontology annotation, molecular function: GTP binding; GTPase activity.
CCCCGCGGCUCCGCCUGCGCCUCUGCUGAUCUUGUCUUUCCCUUGGGUGCUGACGCCAGCGCCUCUUCCCCUACGAGUCUCCCCACCUUCCCCAGGGGUCUGGGGCCUUCCCACUGCUGAAUCACCACCACCUCGCACUCCCCCAGUGCUCAGGGCAGGGGUGGGGACUGCCCCAGCCUCGGCCACUACUCUAUCCCUGGGGCUGGCUGAAGGCACCGGGGCUGGCUGAAGGCACCAGGCCCAGGGGCGCCUUUCUCAGCAUCUUCCCGCGGAGGCUGGUGAGGUCAGGAUGGGGGGAGGAGGAGGAACGCCUACCGCCUAGAGUAGGGCCUCCAGGGGUGGGGUGGCCAGGAGGAGGCAGAGAGACCUAGACCUUGGGAGGCCUGACUUACUGGCCGCAGGGGCAGCGGGUUGGGAGGGGGAAAGUGGCGAGCCCGGGACUAGGCCGGGGGCGAGGCUGGGGGCGGGCCGGGGCUGAAGAGGGGGAGACCGGCCCUCAGACUUCCUGGUCGGGCCCCGCCCCACCCCGCCCCGCCCCGCCGGUCCGCCCCCCCCACUUCCUCCGGCCUCCCGCUCUCACUUCCUUCUCGAGCCCGGAGCUGCUGCCGCCGCCCCCAGCUCCCCCGCCUCGGGGAGGGCACCAGGUCACUGCAGCCAGAGAGGUCCAGAAGAGAGAGGAGGCACUGCCUCCACUACAGCAACUGCACCCACGAUGCAGAGCAUCAAGUGCGUGGUGGUGGGUGAUGGGGCUGUGGGCAAGACGUGCCUGCUCAUCUGCUACACAACUAACGCUUUCCCCAAAGAGUACAUCCCCACCGUGUUCGACAAUUACAGCGCGCAGAGCGCAGUUGACGGGCGCACAGUGAACCUGAACCUGUGGGACACUGCGGGCCAGGAGGAGUAUGACCGCCUCCGCACACUCUCCUACCCUCAGACCAACGUCUUUGUCAUCUGUUUCUCCAUUGCCAGUCCACCUUCCUAUGAGAACGUGCGACACAAGUGGCAUCCAGAGGUGUGCCACCACUGCCCUGAUGUGCCCAUCCUGCUGGUGGGCACCAAGAAGGACCUGAGAGCCCAGCCUGACACUCUACGGCGCCUCAAGGAGCAGGGCCAGGCGCCCAUCACACCGCAGCAGGGCCAGGCACUGGCCAAGCAGAUCCACGCUGUGCGCUACCUCGAAUGCUCAGCCCUGCAACAGGAUGGUGUCAAGGAAGUGUUCGCCGAGGCUGUCCGGGCUGUGCUCAACCCCACUCCGAUCAAGCGGGGACGGUCCUGCGUCCUCUUGUGACCCUGGCACUCGGCUUGGAGGCUGCCCCUGCCCUCCCCCACCAGUUGUGCCUUGGUGCCUUGUCCGCCCCAGCUGUGCCUUAAGGACUAAUUCUGGCACCCCUUUCCAGGGGGCUCCCUGAAUGCCUUUUUCUCUGAGUGCCUUUUUCUUCUUAAGGAGGCCUGCAGAGAAAGGGGCUUUGGGCUCUGCCCCGCUCUGCUUGGGAACACCGGGUAUUCUCAUGAGCUCAUCCAAGCCAAGGUUGGACCCCUCCCCAAGAGGCCAACCAGCGCCCCCUCCCAUUUUCCGCUACUGACCAGUUCAUCUAGCUUUCCACACAGUUGUUGCUGCCUAUUGUGGUGCCUCCUCAGGUUAGGGGCUCUCAGCCAUCUCUAACCUCUGCCCUCGCUGUUCUUGGAAUUGCACCCCCAAGAUGCUCUCUCCCUUCUCCAGUGAGGGAGCCACAGAAUCCUGAGAAGGUGAAUGUGCCCUAACCUGCUCCUCUGUGCCCAGGCCUUACGCAUUUGCUGACUGACUCAGCCCCCAUGCUUCUGGGGGCCUUUCCUACCCCCAUCAGCAUCAAUAAAACCUCCUGUCUCCAGUG